Molecule: messenger RNA, 3339 nt
Organism: Sciurus carolinensis (gray squirrel)
Lineage: Eukaryota; Metazoa; Chordata; Mammalia; Rodentia; Sciuridae
Gene: Qsox1
Product: quiescin sulfhydryl oxidase 1
Exons: 12
Coding region: 87-2333 (748 amino acids)
Biological process (GO): protein folding
Cellular component (GO): Golgi membrane
Molecular function (GO): flavin-dependent sulfhydryl oxidase activity; protein disulfide isomerase activity
Source: RefSeq, a predicted model, not a curated record
CGCGGGCGGAGGCCCGAGGUGCCGCGGCGCCGUCCGACAGUGACGGGUCGCAAACUUGUGUGCGGUGGUGGGCGCCGCGGCUGAGGAUGAGGGGGUGCGGUCACCGCUCGGGGCCGCCGCCGUUGCUGCUGCUGCUGCUGCUGCUGCUGCUGCCGCCGCCGCUGCUGCUCGCGGCGCCCGGCCCUGGCGCGGCCCGGGUCUCGGCGCUCUACUCGUCCUCCGACCCGCUGACGCUGCUGCAGGCGGACACGGUGCGCGGCUCUGUCCUCAACUCCCGCAGCGCGUGGGCGGUGGAGUUCUUCGCCUCCUGGUGCGGCCACUGCAUCGCCUUCGCCCCGACGUGGAAGGCGCUGGCCAAGGACGUCAAGGACUGGAGGCCAGCGCUGAAUCUCGCUGCCCUGGACUGUGCUGAUGAGUCUAAUACCGCCGUCUGCAGAAACUUCAGCAUUUCUGGCUUCCCUACCGUGAGGUUCUUUAAGGCCUUUUCCAAGAGUGGAAUUGGAGCAACGAUUCCAGUGGCUGGAGCUAAUGUGCAGACCCUGCGGGAGAGGCUCAUUGAUGCCCUGGAGUCCCACCAUGACACAUGGCCCUCAGCUUGUCCACCACUGGAACCUGCCAGGCUGGCGGAGAUUGAAGGAUUUUUUGCAAGAAACAAUGAAGAAUAUCUGGCUUUGGUCUUUGAAAAGGAAGGCUCCUACUUGGGUAGAGAGGUAACUCUGGAUCUGUCCCAGCACCAAGGCAUGGUGGUGCGCAGGGUCUUGAACACAGAGGGUGAUGUGGUGAACAAGUUUGGUGUCACUGACUUCCCAUCUUGUUACCUGCUGUUUCGGAAUGGCUCUGCCUCCCGAGUCCCUGUGCUGGUGGAAUCCAGGUCGUUCUACACUGCCUACCUGCAGAGGCUCUCUGGGCUUACCAGGUCGGCUCCCCAGACCACAGCUGUGCCGACUGCUGCUGACACGGUAGCACCCACAGUGUGGAAACUGGCAGAUCGAUCCAAGGUCUACAUGGCUGAUCUGGAAUCUGCGCUGCACUACAUCUUGCGGAUAGAAGUGGGCAAGUUCUCAGUCCUGGAGGGUCAGCGCCUGGUAGCCCUGAAAAAGUUUGUGGCAGUGUUGGCCAAGUAUUUCCCUGGCCAGCCCUUGGUCCAGAACUUCCUGCACUCAAUAAAUGACUGGCUUAAGAGGCAACAGAAAAAGAAAAUUCCCUACAGUUUCUUUAAUGCUGCCCUGGACAGCAGAAAGGAGGACACUGUUCUUGCCAAGAAGGUGAACUGGGUUGGCUGCCAGGGGAGUGAGCCACAUUUCCGGGGCUUUCCCUGCUCCCUGUGGGUCCUCUUCCACUUCCUGACUGUACAGGCAAGUCAGCAAGGUGUAGACCACUCGCAAGAGCCAGCCCCAGGCCAGGAGGUCCUCCAGGCCAUCCGGAACUAUGUCCGUUUCUUCUUCGGUUGCCGGGACUGUGCUGACCACUUUGAGCAGAUGGCUGUUGGCUCCAUGCACAAGGUCCAGAGUCGGAAUGAAGCCGUUCUCUGGCUCUGGUCUGGCCACAACAGGGUCAAUGCUCGCCUCGCAGGUGCCCCCAGCGAGGACCCCCAGUUCCCCAAGGUGCAGUGGCCGCCUCCUGAACUCUGUUCUGCCUGUCAUAAUGAACUCAGUGGGGAGCCUGUGUGGGACCUGGGCGCCACCCUCAACUUUCUCAAGGCCCACUUCUCCCCACAAAACCUGGUCCUGGACUUCCCUGCAGCUGGGCCAGCCCCCCGGAGGGGUGCACAGGGUUUGGCAGCUACCCCAAAGCUGGGCAUGGGAGUGCUGGAACUGGUGACCAGAAAUUCAACACUGGGUUCUGAGCAGGCUGAGCUCAAGGAGUCCCCUGGAGCCACAGUCCCAGAUGUCCCCGCUGAGAUGCCUGAGGCAAAUGGCACCCCAGAGCUGCAGUGGGGCCUUGCCAUGAGCAGAGCUGCUCCUGAGCACACGGCCGCACUCCAGAGAGGGGCCCUGGAGCAGCCCCAGGAGCAGCGGCACCUGGACAAGCGAGACACGAGGGCCGUGCUGCUGGCUGGGGCCUGGGCUGAGGAGAGCCGCAGAGAGGCACUGAGGCAAGGAGGCCCUGGCUCCAAGCAGCUGGCCGGCAUCCCCGAGGGGAUGCCCAGGGCCCUCGCUGUGUCCAGCCAAGGCCAGUGGCUGCAGGUGCUGGGAGGGGGCUUCUCCCACCUGGACAUCAGCCUCUGUGUGGGGCUCUACUCCCUGUCCUUCAUGGGCUUGUUGGCAGUGUACACCUACUUCAGGGCCAGGAUGAGGGCCCUGAAGGUCCAUGCUGGUCACCCUGCAGCCUGAACCAUCCAGCUUGUGAGGGGCAGGAAAGAGAGCUGCCAUCUCUUGGGCUUUUCUGGCCCCUUGCCCCCUUGCCUUCCUCCAGCCUCUGUCCCUGUUGGGAGAUGGGAAGUCCAGGAAAGCCAGCUGCUCCAGUGAACCCCCUGCAUCUGCUGGAAAGAGAGUUCCAUAGAUACAAAAGACAGGAACAGGGUCCAGGUGCAUUGCCCAGCAGUGGGCAGGCCACACCUCUGGUGUGGGGAUUAGGGCACAAGCCCUGCCCCUCAGCACCACAUUCCUGUUUUCCAGCUUAUUUGAAGUCCUGCUUCAUUCUUGCUAAAGACUCAAUUUCUUCUGCUUGGUCUUAGCCCUUAAAUUGGGGCAAGUGAGCCUAGAAUUUCCAAGGUGUCUCAUCCAGAGGAGGGCCUCCCAGGCUAGGGGGCCGAGUGGACUUCCUCACUGCAUUGCUUCCCCAGUCUGGACACAAAGAGGUCUUUAUACCUGAAAAAGAAGGACACACUCAGACCCUUUCUGGCCUGCCCAGCCUUCAGCUCCUCAGAUCUGUGUGGGGCUCUUGGCUCAGGAUGGGGUUGGGGGACUGGAAGCUUCUGGAAAUAAUGCUUUCUGGGUGAGGAUAUCUGCUAUAAGAGUAGUAUAGGUUAGGGCUGGUGGACUUGCCCUGAUGGGAGGGUGACAGUUGCUGGACUGAAAGGUGUGUGGCUUGGUUGGUGACCUGAGGGGUGGUGGUAGGUGAGGGGAAAGGCGCUGGGAUCGUAGAUGCCUUGGUGCUUAGCCCAGGGGGAAGGGGACAAGCUUUGACUUCUCCCCAUUGGGCUGCAUCCCUCUUAACUGGGUCUUUGUUUUUUAUUUUGGUCUCCAUGCUGUCCUUCAGAUGUGGAGGGUGAUGGGUUGAGGACAGUGAGGGGAGUGUCCUCUCUUUCAAGGUCUGAGGGGAGGACUGGCUGUACUCAUGCCAGUUCCCUCUCCCGCUGCUUGGGAGGGUGCUGAAUAAAUCAUUCUCGCUGAGGCA